Messenger RNA from Triticum urartu, 2324 nucleotides. Its product is annotated as F-box protein At5g25290-like. Gene Ontology annotation, molecular function: protein binding. NCBI's taxonomy places the organism in Eukaryota, Viridiplantae, Streptophyta, Magnoliopsida, Poales, Poaceae. The record is from RefSeq and is a predicted model, not a curated record.
UUAGAAAAAAAAUCUAUGUCUAAUACUGCAUCCUCUUCUUCCUCCUCAGCCCUCACUCCCGUCCCGAUCCCCUUUUAUCCUCUCCCAAACCCUACUACAAAUCGAGUAAGAUCGAGCAAGGACACUCCGUCAAUGUCGAUAGGGAUGGAACCACCGGCUGGCCACCUCGCCGCUGAAUCCUCCCCUCCUGUGACUGUGAUGAGCCGGCGGCGCUCUGUGGAUGGGCUCCUCCUCCUCCUCCCCAGGCCAUACCGAGUCUGCUCCUGUCCGGUUAGUGCUCCUUCUCCCCCCCUUCCCGGAACCGGAGCAGAUCUCGGAGAAGCAAACAGGUCCCAUCUUUCCUCCGCAAACAACAGCAAAAAGUCGGAAUCUUUUCCGGAGUUGAUCCAUGUUCUGAUUCCACAAGCCCCAGGCAAUCAACCUCUGUUGAUUUCCUUUGCCUACUCGGAUCUGCCUCACCUAUUCGAAUCAGGGGUGAAGCAGCCUCGGUUGGUCACCUAUAAAUAUAGCCACAAGUCUCUUCCUGCUCCACCCAAGUUGCUAUUUUGCAAGCAUUGCAGCAGAAGCAGUUCGUCUUCCAUGACAUACUAUAAUCCCAUGGAAGACCCUAGUAGUGUAGACACGAUAUUCAACUUCUGGGGGCUCCCUAUACACACCACAAAUUUGGAUUUGCGCUCCCUGGUCUUCCGAGUUUUACCUCAGCUGCUGGGUCUCUCUCCUCCCAGCUCACUGAAUAUUCUCAAGACACCACCACUACUGAUAGAGGCUACACUCCCGGAGCUACCAGAGGACAUCUUGAUGCGCAUCUUUGCCACCCUUGAGAUCCCUGACCUCAUACGUGCCGGCGCCGUCUGCACCUUUUGGCGCUCUGCCUACACCUCCCUGCGCACACUCGGCAAGCACAAGCAGCCCCAGACGCCGUGCCUAUUCUACACCUCUGAAUCUUCCAGCGACAAUGUUGCGAGUCUCUACAGCCUCGUGGAGAAGAGGGUUUACAGCCUGACUCUCCCGGAGCCGCCUCUCCACACUAGGUUUCUGAUUGGGUCCUCUCUCGGCUUGCUGGUCACCGUCGAUGAGAGAUCUGAAAUGCACCUCGUCAAUCCGAUCACUGGUCAACAGAUUGCUCUUCCUUCAGUGACCACGAUGCAGCAUGUGAAGCCCAUUUGUGAUGACUCGGGUGCUGUCCACAAGUAUGCAUACUCAAAGCACACGGCAAAGCAAGUUAUCUGCCCUCCAAUGAUAAUUGCUCCAGCUGCCCUGCGGGAAUUCUUCCAUCAGAAGGCUCUUUUGUUUUAUGAUACACCCACAGGGAGCUACAUAGUGGUGCUCAUCCACUUGCCGUUUGGUCAGCUAUCCUUUGCAAGGGUAGGGGACGAUAAGUGGACCUGGCUGCCACCUCACACUGAUUAUUUUGACUGCACCUACAAGGAUGGGCUACUGUAUGCAGCGACUCUAUUGGGAGAAGUUCACACCUUUGAUCUUAGUGGGCCUGCUGUUACAAUGAACACUAUUAUGGGUGUGGAUGAUGACGAUUUAGAAAUUCAGGGAGCAUACAUUCUUGAAGCUCCAUGGGGUGGUUUGCUGCUUGUUUGGAGGUUGAAAGUGUAUAGUGGUUAUCAGGAUGAUAUUUCAUCACUUAAGCUGCACACCAAGGGAAUUAAAAUACAUGAAGUUGAUGUUGCUGCCAAGAAGCUUGUGGAAAUUGAUUGCUUGCACGGCCAUGUGCUGUUCCUUGGUCAUAACCAGUCACUCUGUCUCAGCACUAAAGAAUGCCCUGCUCUCAAGGAAAAUCGUCUCUACUUUACUGACGAUGAUGAGUACAUAACUGUGCAUAAGGAUAAUCGUCGCGAUUUAGGGCUACUUCGCUUGGAUAAUAAUAGCUGGGAAAGCCUUGUGUUUCCUCAGCUUUGGUCCAACUGGCCUGCUCCUGUGUGGAUUACACCCAAUCUUACAAUGAUGAAACUGUCGUUGAAUAAAUAGUACUGGUUCAAGAAGGCUUAAUAAGACGCUCGCCUAGGCGCAUGUAGGCGAGCUGGAGUGCAACGGCAUUGCGUAGGCCCUAAGCCGCGAAGGACUAUGUCCAGGAGGAGAAGGUUGUUUUCCAACGACACAAAGACAAAGGGUUGAUGAUUCAGGAAGCCGUGUGACGGCAUCAUGUUGUCAAGUUAUCAGUUAUCAAGUGUUUAGGUUUCAAUAACGUGUCUGUUUUAUUAUGUGUGGUACUCUGUAACUUAAUAAAUGUCUUGUGGCUGAUGUGUGUGUGUGGCUGUGUCUCAUUUAUGACUUGAGAGAAGUCAGGGAAAUAAGAACUUUGUUAUUCUCUA